AUGGCCGGUCCGCUGACUGGGAAAGUUGCUCUCAUAACUGGCGGCCGCAAGGGCAUAGGCAAAGCUGUUGCCCUGCGCCUCGCUCAAGACCGCGCUGCAGUCGCCAUCAACUAUUCGUUCGACUCCAAGGCCGCAGAUGAAGUGGUCCAGCAGAUCGGCGACGACAAGGCGAUCUCUAUUCAAGGCAACGCAGCCCGUAUCCCGGAUAUCGAACGAAUCGUGCAAGAGACAGUGCAGAAGUUCGGCAAGAUCGAUAUCUUAAUGGCGAACGCAGGAGUGCUUCCGAUGAGGGAUCUGAUGAGCACGAGCGAGGCGGACUUUGAUCAGACGUUCGCGCUCAAUGUCAAAGGACCAUAUUUCCUCGCCCAAAAGGCGGUUCCUCACAUGCCUGAGGGCUCCCGCAUUAUCCUGGUGUCGACAUCGCCAUGCGCAUCGAGCACAGUGCCGCCGAACUCCAGGGAUCUCGGACGAAGGCGGAUCUUGGUCAACGCUCUCUCUCCCGGCCCCACUGGAACCGACCUGUUCUUGAAGGGGAAGAGUGAGCAGGUCAUCAAGGCACUCGCGUCGGGCAAUCCUUUUAAUAGGAUCGCCGAGCCUGAGGAUCAGGCUGAUGCCGCCGCUUUCCUGGCCGGUGAGGGGGCAGAUGGGUCUCUGGACAGGUUCUGAGGGUGAACGGUGGAAUGGCAUGAGCGAACGCAUGCUUCUUAGGGGGGUAACACUAGGAUUUACGAACAGUACAAUUCGAGUUCCCUGUUGAUACUACACGAUAGAGAACUUGAGGACAUUUCAACCAGAUUCCGAUCAU
Molecule: messenger RNA, 805 nt
Organism: Eremomyces bilateralis CBS 781.70
Lineage: Eukaryota; Fungi; Ascomycota; Dothideomycetes; Eremomycetales; Eremomycetaceae
Product: NAD(P)-binding protein
Exons: 2
Coding region: 1-666 (221 amino acids)
Source: RefSeq, a predicted model, not a curated record